AUGUCGAAUGAAGUGAUCCUUUGUGUUUGGAAUCAUUUAACAUCUGCAGACGUCAUUUACAGUUUCUCGAAUCUUAAUACUAGCUUCAAUUUGUUACUGAUAGAAUUUCAUGGACUUUACAAAAAAUUGGAUUUACGCCAUUGUUCAUUAUCAGAGUGUCGAUUCUUUUGUCGCCAAGUAACGACCAUGAUAGAAUGGCGUCUUGACUUAACUGUUCUUAAAAUAGGUAAUCGUUAUCGAUGCUCUCAAACGGAUAUGUUUGCAGACGAAAUACGACAAUCAAUUGUUGCAAUUCAUUUUGCUAGGUCAGGAAUAGCAUGUAGUAAUCCAUCGAAAGAUAUCUUCCAUAUCUUAAUGAUAUAUAUCAAGUCUAUAGAACCGAUAUUUCCUCAACUCGCUUCUCUCGUUGUUUUCCAAUCAUUAUUAACUAGUGAAGAAGGUUUUGAACUUAAAUAUGAACAUACAAUUAUGAAUGCCUACGUUCCCCAUUGUUCUCUCAUCUCCAUCACAAUUAACGUUCCCAACUUAACUACACUUCAUGUACUUCUUCAUUAUCUUCCACAACUUGAAUAUGUAGAUGUAUAUAUUACCGACGUUAUUUAUUCAAUGAAAACUAAUGAUGAAGAUCUACCAACAAAAUUAGAUUAUCCGAAAAAAUUGCGUGUGCUUCAUUUAAGAUUGCGGGACCAAAUUGCAAGUGUCUUAAGCAAUUAG
Molecule: messenger RNA, 714 nt
Organism: Rotaria socialis
Lineage: Eukaryota; Metazoa; Rotifera; Eurotatoria; Philodinida; Philodinidae
Source: the annotation of a GenBank genome assembly